Rhodotorula toruloides NP11 is the source of this 186-nucleotide messenger RNA. RefSeq lists its product as uncharacterized. The transcript has 2 exons. Bases 1 to 186 code for a protein of 61 amino acids. The record is from RefSeq and is a predicted model, not a curated record. Lineage: Eukaryota; Fungi; Basidiomycota; Microbotryomycetes; Sporidiobolales; Sporidiobolaceae.
AUGGACGCCGCCGCCUGGACGCCCAACUCACAGUCGCAGCGCCGCAAGAGGCCCGCCAAGCCUGCCAGCGACAGUGGCAGCAAAGGUGACACGGGCAAGCGUGUCCUCAUGGCCUGCCUGUGCUGCCGCAGGAGGAAGAUCAGGGUUCGUCAGUACGCAACCUGUUUCCGUCAAUCAGAGCGCUGA